ACAUUUUUGUUUGUUUAACUUGCUUUCACAAGGUGAGAAAAAUAAAAAAUAAUUAAGAAUGGAUGGCCUUUCAUCGUACAUAUCUGAUGAAGAGGAGCCUGCAAAUUGCAAAGUUGGUUCUCCAAAAGCUGAAAGCAAUAAAUUAGAAAAUGAUUCAAAUCAAAUUUCGAUUGAAAAUUUGAAAACAAAAUACCAAUUGAAUAUCGUACCUCCGGUUAUUGAUCGAAAGUUUGAGUAUGAUGAAAAAAGAUACUUAGUUGACUCGUCAACAAAAGAACUUAAACUUAAUAUAAAGUAUGAUGAUCUUUUUAAACCUGAGAUUGGUCCUGUUCAUCCAUACAAAACACAACAACAGUUAGCUAAAAGAAACACAUUAGCUGGUUUUGUAGAAAAAGCUAAUGUAAGUGAUUUUCAGUUUGACAACCAGCAUAAGACUUUUAUUAGUUAUGGAUAUGCAUUGGAUCCAAGCACUGAAGGGGAAACUUAUGUUGGAGCAAUUACAAAAAUGGUUGAAAAUGGAGGAAAGACUGUAUUUGAAUCAACCAAAAAGCGUCUUGGUGAUAAAAGAAAAAGAUUAAGUCCAGGGAAUCCAGAAGAUAUUGAUGGAUAUAAAGGUCCAUGGGCUCCAUUUGUUGAUCAAAAGGUUUCAUCCAAACCAAAUGAGGAACAACAAACAAUUCUUACUGAAUAUGAAGAAAAGAAAGAGAAGAAAAGCAAAAAAGACGAUGAGAAAAUCGAAGAGAAAUCUCGAGCACAUAUUGAUGACUUGUAUGAUUACCAAGGUCGAUCUUUCUUACAUAUUCCCGUUGAUGUGGAUGUUGAUUUAAAGAAAGAUGAACCACCAGAAAAGUGUUUUCUUCCAAAAAAACUUAUUCAUACAUGGUCAGGUCAUUCAAAAGGGGUUACUGCAAUCCGUCUUUUUCCUAAAUCUGGACACUUGCUUUUGUCUUCGAGUAUGGAUUGUAAGAUUAAGAUUUGGGAAGUAUAUAAUAAACGAAGAAAUAUCCGCACUUAUAUAGGUCAUACAAAAUCAGUACGUGAUAUUUGCUUCAAUAAUGAUGGUACAAAGUUUAUAAGUUGUGGUUAUGACAGAUGGAUUAAGUUAUGGGAUACUGAGACAGGGGAGUGCUUAGGUCGUUAUUCUAAUAAAAAAAUACCAUACUGUAUAAAGUUUAAUCCUGAUGAGGACAAGCAACAUCUAUUCAUAGCUGGUAUGUCAGACAACAAAAUGAUUACUUGGGACACAAGAGAAAAUGAAAUUGUUCAAGAAUAUGACAGACAUCUUGGUUCAGUCAAUACAAUUACCUUUGUGGACAAAAAUCAGAGAAUUGUAACUACAUCUGAUGAUAAAAGCUUGCGCAUAUGGGAGUGGGAUAUACCUGUUGAUGCAAAGCUUAUUCAAGAACCAUCAAUGCAUUCAAUGCCUGCUGCUACUUUAUCACCAAACGGAAAAUGGCUUGCCACUCAGUCAAUGGAUAAUCAAAUUUUAAUAUAUAGUGUACUUGGUCGCUUUCGACAAAACCGUAAAAAAAUUUUUAAAGGUCAUAUGAAUGCUGGAUAUGCUUGUCAAGUCAACUUUUCCCCAGACAUGAGUUAUCUUGUUUCUGGUGAUGCUGAUGGAAAACUUAAUAUAUGGGACUGGAAGACAACUAAAUUAUACUCCAAAUUUAAAGCGCAUGACCAAGUGUGCAUAGGUUGCGAAUGGCUCCCUCACGAAACGUCGAAAAUAGCUACUUGCGGUUGGGAUGGCUUGAUAAAACUAUGGGAUUAGAACUAUAGAAGAAUUAUGAUUUAACUUGUUAUAUUUCUUUAUUAAGUUAAUAUAAAUACAUUAAUAAGAUAUGAAUGAAGAUAAAAAGACCAUGAAACAACAAUUAUUUGGAUAGUCAGCGUUAUUUGAAUUCUUCGGUACUCCUGCACAUUGUAAUAUUUGUUUAAAUUCGUCGGUAAUUCAUCGCUUUGUAACAUUUAACUUAUUUAAAUAAAUACUUUAUGCAA
Messenger RNA from Hydra vulgaris (swiftwater hydra), 1998 nucleotides. RefSeq names its product pre-mRNA-processing factor 17. NCBI's taxonomy places the organism in Eukaryota, Metazoa, Cnidaria, Hydrozoa, Anthoathecata, Hydridae. Gene Ontology annotation, molecular function: protein binding; mRNA binding. The record is from RefSeq and is a predicted model, not a curated record. Gene Ontology annotation, cellular component: catalytic step 2 spliceosome. Gene Ontology annotation, biological process: mRNA splicing, via spliceosome.